This is a messenger RNA of Rhipicephalus microplus (southern cattle tick), 1472 nucleotides long. Its product is annotated as coenzyme Q-binding protein COQ10 homolog B, mitochondrial. Gene Ontology annotation, cellular component: mitochondrion. The record is from RefSeq and is a predicted model, not a curated record. NCBI's taxonomy places the organism in Eukaryota, Metazoa, Arthropoda, Arachnida, Ixodida, Ixodidae. Gene Ontology annotation, molecular function: ubiquinone binding. Gene Ontology annotation, biological process: cellular respiration.
AAUAAAAUUAAGUUAGCUGCGACACUGUUCUCUUCGGCCGAUGGCUGCCUUGGCGGUUUUGCGCUGCACAAAAGGAUGUGCCAAACUCAAUGGAUUUUGUGGCGGCCCGGCGAUGGUGUCGUCGGCGCGCAACGCGGUGGCCUGCGAGCCUCCGUCACACAUUCCCGGAGGUAUGGCCUGGGUGCGGACAUUCUUUCGCCUCGUGAAACCCUCGGGUGGCGGCAACACGCUGCACUACUCCGAGAGAAAGCUGCUCGGAUACUCGCAAGAGCAGAUGUUUGAGGUGGUGUCACGGGUGGAAUUCUACCGGGACUUUGUACCCUGGUGCACGCAGUCACGCGUCACAACCCGGUCUUCCCACGCCCUGACUGCAUACAUGAAGGUCGGCUUCCCACCCAUCGUCGAGAGCUACACCUCUCAUGUCACGCUUGUGAGGCCCACCCUUGUCAAGUCGGUGUGCUCAGACGGUCGCCUCUUCAAUCACUUGGAGACCAUCUGGAGGUUCGAGCCAGGCCUCGAGGACAACCCGAAGACUUGCACGCUAGACUUCAAGGUGUCCUUUGAGUUUCGCUCGCGGCUGCACUCGCACCUGGCCCACAUGUUCCUGGACGAAGUGGUGCGUCAGAUGACGCGCGCCUUCCUCAACCGAGCGGCCACUCUGUACGGCAAACAAUCGAUCCCGACGAGAGGCGGCAAGGUGCUGCCCUCUGGAGCUCCCUGACGUCGGCCCCCCGAGUAGUUUUUGCAGUAGACGAGGGCUUCGUCUCCCUAUGGAUGGACUGGCUUUUAAUCUUUUACUUUAGCUCCUCUCGCAGCCGUGAUUCUACUCUUCACGCGUGCACCCCAGUUACGCAAUGUUCCUCCUAGAUCCAACCAACCUGCUUCUGGACUACAAAGUUCAUCCACUCGUAGUAGAAGCGACUCGGGUGCAGUGGUUGGGUGAUCCAGGCAGCGAGAGUGAUCCAGGCACGUUUAAAGGCAGGGCUCCUUCGUGGUGGCCCAAAACAAGCUAGUGUCGAACCAAUACGUUUCCUGGCAGCCAUCGGCUGGAGGACUGAAGAACGUUCUCAACACAAUGCCUCGUGUGAGAGGCCAGAUGCUCGCAACGAGUAUGAAUCGAUGGCAACAGCCCUCAUAGCUCCUGGGUGUCCUCUUUACCCUGGAUGCCUCAGAUUGGCUUUGUCAGAAAUUUCUCAGCCAUUAGUGAUGUCUGUAAUACAGCUGCGAAAGAAGCUGCCGUGUAAAGCAACGCAUGUUUCAGUAAAUUGAAUUGGACACAUUCGUUGAGCAAUUGAAGUUCACACAUUCAUAGUUGUUUAGUGAAUGUUUCAUGGACUUUAGUGGGUGUAGGUAAUGCGCCUUUCAUAUUGCUAGUUUGCUUAUUUCAGAUUUGGUAUACACACAAUGCAAAGCUCAUGUGAAGUUGUUUAUUUAACAUAUGUAGCUGAGCAGAAAGCUGCAGUUUUUUGUGA